AUGGAUCACUCUCAAAUUGUAACUAUUGAAGAUAUUGACAUGAGUGAAAGUUUAGUAUGUGUAGAUGAUAUUGUUGAUUUGGAAAAAGACGCGGAUGAAUUUGGAGAAGAUGAUCUUAGUGAAAUCAUGGCAAACAAAGAUGGUGAAUGUGGGGAAGACAAUGCACAUGCAAUUACGGGAGAUGUUGAUACCGAAUUAAGCAAGGCCCCUAUUUUAACUAGAGUUUUUGAGACAUCAGAAGAAGCUUAUGCAUUUUAUAAUGCUUACGCAAAAGGCAAGGGGUUUGAAAUACGCAAGCAAUACCAUAAUAAGAGGUUAAUUACAAAACAAAUAUAUAGGUGGAAUUAUGUGUGCUCGAAGCAAGGUGUCAAGAGACAACAUGAUAAAAGAGCUGAUGUUGACAAUGUCAAAAGGCAAAGGGAUACAAGGAUUAAUUGUAUGGCAAUGUUACAAGUAAAGUUGGUGGAUGGCCUAUGGAAAGUGGAGAAGUUCAAUGAUAUACACAAUCAUCCAUUGAUUAACACUCCAACAAAGGUGAAGAAGUUUCUUUCUCAGAAUGAAUUGAGACGCUCAGACUUGACAAAAUCUGUUGUUUCUAAGCUUUAUCAAGAGGGUUUAACAUCUUCGAAAAUCUCAAAGGUUGUGAGCGCUAUGAACAAAGAGGUUAAUCUUACUUCCGUUCAAAUCAAUAGUAUUAUAUAUAGCCAGCGAAAGAAUAAUGUGGGGCGAGAAUGUCAGGGCAUCAUCAAACACUUUCAAAAGAAGUCCAUGGUUGAUGGAGCUUUUUAUUUUGAUAUGGAUUUGGAAGAAGAUGGAACUUUAAGAAGCGUAUUAUGGGCAAAUGGUAGGUCAAGAGCUGCAUAUGCUCAUUUGAAGUCCUUGUCUUUGAUGUGA
This is a messenger RNA of Gastrolobium bilobum, 894 nucleotides long. RefSeq names its product protein FAR1-RELATED SEQUENCE 5-like. The record is from RefSeq and is a predicted model, not a curated record. The coding region runs from base 1 to 894 and encodes 297 amino acids. The transcript has a single exon. Lineage: Eukaryota; Viridiplantae; Streptophyta; Magnoliopsida; Fabales; Fabaceae.